Protopterus annectens (West African lungfish) is the source of this 977-nucleotide messenger RNA. RefSeq names its product mannose-binding protein A-like. Gene Ontology annotation, cellular component: rough endoplasmic reticulum; multivesicular body. The record is from RefSeq and is a predicted model, not a curated record. The transcript has 5 exons. Gene Ontology annotation, biological process: positive regulation of phagocytosis; surfactant homeostasis. NCBI's taxonomy places the organism in Eukaryota, Metazoa, Chordata, Ceratodontiformes, Protopteridae. The coding region runs from base 106 to 849 and encodes 247 amino acids.
UAAAGUCAUCUAUGCAUAGUGACUGCUUUGUGCUGUGCUUUGUUAGUCUGGAUUAAUGCAUGAGAAGCUAAUUUGAAUUAAUUUCUGAGGUUUAUUUCAUAAACGAUGUUCCUGAUCAGACACUUCAACAUCAUUAUAUCUGUCAUGGUAUUAAGUAUAGUAUCUUGUCAGCUAACACUUGACUCUCCACCUGUAUGCAGAGUGAUAUCAGAAAUAUCUGGAGCACCUGGAAAAGCUGGCCAAAAAGGAGAACCAGGAGAACGAGGUCUGAGAGGACCACAGGGACCUGUAGGAAAAGCAGGACCUCCAGGAGAAAAGGGCAGUCCUGGUCCACAUGGUCCAAAGGGAGGUAGAGGAGAAAAAGGUGAUGCAUGUGACAUGCAGUACGUGAAUAACUUAGAAAAGAAGCUUACUGAUCUGGAGAAAAUUGUGGCGCUGAAUCAUAAAGUAUUGCAGUUACGUGGUGUUGUAACAACUGACAGAAAAUAUUUUAUUUCUGCUGGAAUGACUGCAGACUUUGAUGAAGCUAAGAAACAAUGUUCAGACAUUGGUGGCCAGCUUGCGACUCCAAAGACGGAACAAGAAAACAGCGCUAUACUUCAAUUUGUCAGGAAGUAUAAUUUAAAGGCUUAUAUUGGGAUAAGUGGAACACAGCAAAGCAAAAGAUUUGAAUACCUAGAUGGGCAGGAAUUAACACCUUCUGACUACAAAAACUCCUUUGUUGUGAAACUGGCAUUUUUCACUCGAAUUACAAGCAAGUGCUUGGAGAUGUGGAAUAAAGACAAUGGAGAGUGGGCCAAUGUAGAAUGCUCUCAAAAAAAUCUUGUGGUAUGUGAGUUAAACCAAUGAGUUUUACAUAGUGUACCUAACAAUGAUUUUAUUUCUAAGCAUCCUUAUUGUUUAAAUUACAUGCAUUAUCAAAUGCUUGCUGCAUCUACUUCCUUUUGAGAAUAAAAUAAAAACUGAAAGUCUAAAAA